Molecule: messenger RNA, 652 nt
Organism: Aegilops tauschii subsp. strangulata
Lineage: Eukaryota; Viridiplantae; Streptophyta; Magnoliopsida; Poales; Poaceae
Product: putative lipid-binding protein AIR1B
Source: RefSeq, a predicted model, not a curated record
UCCCAAGGUCCCUUGCACUGGACACACACAGCCAGAGCUAGCUCUAAUAAUCCCUGUAGUAGACGCACAGCAGCUCGGGUAGGAAGCUAUGGCGACGAAAUCGGCGGUGAUCGCCACGGUGCUGGCCCUGAACCUGCUCUUCUUCACCUUGGCCGACGACUGCGGCUGCAAGCUGCCUAGCCCGCCGCCGCCGGCCGGGGGAGGAGGAGGAGGGGGCGGCGGCGGUGGAGGCAAGGGUGGAGGAGGAGGGACCGGUGGCUGCCCGAUCGACGCGCUAAAGCUGGGGGCGUGCGCGAACGUGCUGGGUGGGCUGAUCAACCUGCGGCCGGUGACGACGCCGAAGCAGACGUGCUGCUCGCUGCUCCAGGGGCUGGCGGACCUGGAUGCGGCCGUGUGCCUGUGCACGGCUCUCAAGGCCAACAUCCUGGGCAUCCACCUCAACGUGCCCGUCGACCUCAGCCUCCUCGUCAACUACUGCGGCAAGAACGUCCCCUCCGGCUUCCAGUGCCCCUAGAAGACCCCGGAAGAUCCAUCCACUGCAAAAUCUCCGGCAUGCAUAUAUGUCAUUGACUAGUGUACUACUCACGUAGCUAGUUGUAUACCUAUACUGCUUGCUUGAUAAAUCAAUCGAUGAUUUGCUAGUUUGUUUAAA